Messenger RNA from Populus nigra (black poplar), 2061 nucleotides. RefSeq lists its product as uncharacterized. The coding region runs from base 133 to 1836 and encodes 567 amino acids. The record is from RefSeq and is a predicted model, not a curated record. Gene Ontology annotation, molecular function: polyubiquitin modification-dependent protein binding. NCBI's taxonomy places the organism in Eukaryota, Viridiplantae, Streptophyta, Magnoliopsida, Malpighiales, Salicaceae. Gene Ontology annotation, cellular component: VCP-NPL4-UFD1 AAA ATPase complex. The transcript is spliced from 3 exons.
AACUCCGCGUCCGUUACCGACCAGACAGAACCAAACUUAUAUAUUAAUUACUCCACGGAUUGAUCCUUAAAAUAUCUACAAUAUUGCAAGGGUGUUUGGUUGUCUUGUAGAGAAAGAGAUAGAAAGAAGAAGAUGGAUUUUGAGCUGAGAAGAGCGAGAGAGAAGUUAGAGAAAGAACAGAAAGAGAGGAAAGAAAGAGCCAAGCUUAGACUUGAUAGAGAGAGGAAAGCCAAAGAAGAGGCAAGAAAGCAAAGAGAAGCCAUCGAAGCUGUUCAUCGAUCUCGAAGGCUCGAUGCCAUUCAAGCCCAGCUCAAGGUUGAUGAGCAAAUGCAAGAAAAUUUGCUUGCAGGGAGAGGAAUAGUAUUUUCUCGCAUCCUAGAAGCUGUAUCUUUUCAGGGUAGUGGAGAUAAGAUUAAAUUACCUCCUUCUUGCUUCACAGGAUUGUCUGAUCAAGGUGCAUUUGAUAAAGGACCAUUGUAUUUCCAAUUAUCAGUGGUUCAUCAAGAAGGUUCUUCAGAGAUGAUUGACACUGACUCAAAGCAGUCGACGACCCACUCAGGUGUUCUUGAGUUUACUGCAGAAGAGGGUUCAGUAGGGCUUCCUCCUCAUGUAUGGAGUAACCUCUUUCCCGUAGAUUCUCCAAAGGCUCCUUUGAUUGAGGUUCAGUAUGUCUGGCUGCCUAAAGGAACUUAUGCAAAGCUUCAGCCAGAUGUUGUUGGGUUUUCAGACUUACCCAAUCAUAAGGCUGUACUUGAAACAAGCCUUCGGCAACAUGCUACGCUUUCUGAAGGUGAUGUGAUCACUGUCAACCAUGGGAUACUGACAUACAAGUUACAGGUUCUGGAGUUGAGACCUUCGUCGAGUGUCUCUGUCUUGGAAACAGAUAUUGAGGUUGAUGUUGUUGGUCCAGAUUCAGGUCUGGAGAGCAGUCAACCUGUGCUGAAGCCUCUUAUAUUUGGGAAGGCAGAAUCUGGGAUGGUGGAAGAAGGAAACUAUAACUAUUUUAAAUUCUCUAUUGAUAAUGAUAUUUGGGACAGAAUUGCUGCUGAGGAUGUUAGGGUCGAGGUAAGGAUAGAGGCCGAGACCAAUAAUGGCGAUACUGAUCUUUACAUGUCAAAGCAUCCUCUUAUGUUUCCAACCAGACACCAACAUGAAUGGUCUUCUCAUGAUAUAGGUUCAAAAGUUUUGAUACUUGGCUCUAAGGAUAAGAACUUGGGAAUGGGUGCUUACAGCAUUGGUGUACAUGGUUUCAAAGGAACAACAAAGUACAAUGUAGCAGUGAGUGUUCAAGAGAAUAGCAACCACAAGGUGGGUCAACAAGCUGGAUCUUCAUCGUCUAUGGACAUUGAUGCUGUAGAGUGUAGGAACUGCAAGCAUUUUAUACCCAGCAGAAGUAUAGCAUUGCACGAAGCCUUCUGUAGCAGACAUAAUAUUGUUUGUUCGCAUCCUGGCUGUGGAAUUGUUCUGAGGAUUGAAGAGUCCAAAAACCAUUUGCACUGUGACAAAUGUGGGCAAGCUUUUCAACAGGGUGAAAUGGAGAAGCACAUGAAAGUUUUCCAUGAACCACUUCAAUGCCCAUGUGGGGUGGUCCUUGAAAAGGAACAGAUGGUACAACACCAGGCUUCAAUCUGUCCCGUCCGUCUUAUUACAUGCCGGUUUUGUGGUGACAUGGUUCAAGCUGGGACUUCAGCUAUGGAUGUGCGUGAUCGAUUGAGAGGAUUAACUGAGCAUGAGAGUGUUUGUGGAUCUAGAACUGCUCCAUGCGACUCUUGUGGACGAUCAGUGAUGUUGAAGGAGAUGGACAUACACCAAAUUGCUGUCCAUCAAAAAAGUUGAUGCCCUACACGAGUUAUCUGUUGAAGGUGCUGCCCAUGUGGUCGUGUUGUGUAGAUGCAUGAUAUAGCAAUCUAUUAAAUUGUGAUCUGACCCCGGUCUCGUUGCUCUGGGCUGUUGGAGUCCAUGAUUGAUGUUCAAGCUGACUGGUGUCCAUAUGGAAAGGCAUGACUCAGACAGUUGAUCAUGUCAAUGUAAUGUUAUUAAUAUUAAUAUUGCCUUCAUCUC